Messenger RNA from Tachysurus fulvidraco (yellow catfish), 1573 nucleotides. Its product is annotated as low affinity immunoglobulin gamma Fc region receptor III-A-like. The record is from RefSeq and is a predicted model, not a curated record. Gene Ontology annotation, biological process: cell surface receptor signaling pathway. Bases 161 to 1450 code for a protein of 429 amino acids. NCBI's taxonomy places the organism in Eukaryota, Metazoa, Chordata, Actinopteri, Siluriformes, Bagridae. The transcript is spliced from 10 exons. Gene Ontology annotation, molecular function: transmembrane signaling receptor activity.
GCCAGUAUUUGGUGUGCCCUUCAUCGUGUACAUGUAUAAGUGUGUUUGCGUGACUGCCUGAAAGACUAAAGUUUGUCAUUUCUGCAUAUAAUCUAAUGACAUGUCUCAUACAUGUUGGCCUGAUUCUUAGGAAAUAAGCAUCGAUACAUCCUACAGGAAAAUGAACCAAAGGACUUUCUUUCUGCUGGUUGUCAUGGGCUUUUGUGCCAUGUGGCAGAAGGCAGAUGCUCAGAUUAUUGUAGGUAAACCUGAACUCAGUGGUCCCUUGAUAAGUGUUAUUGAAGAUAUUGUGGAAUUUUUCUGCAAACUGGACCAUAUCCAAACAAACGAGACUAUUCUGUAUCAGUUGUUUCAUGAAAGUAAUUUAAAUGAGGCUAUGGCCGAGUACAGCACUUACAGCAAAGAGGAAGCAAAAUUUGUUAUUAUAGUAGCUCUUGCUCAUGAUGGAAGGUUAAUGUGCAAUGCCAGCGUGCAAAAUAAUUCAAAUAUCAGUUCUACCUUCAGCAACUGGAUGGACUUCCAAGUAUUGGUGCCUGUAAAUGGUGCACACGUCAUAUCAAGCCCCUCAAGUUCAGAAGAUUUUUGGGAAAAAGACGAUCUGACUUUAAAGUGUAAUAUAACUAGCGGAACUUAUGUAUCAUAUGAAUGGUUCCUGAAUGACAGUCUGAUCCACAAUGACAGCAAUGUACUGCAUAUCUCAAACCUUUCCGAUAAGCACAACGGAAAAUACGUCUGUGUUGCUAAAAACUACCUUGAUGAGGCAAUAUAUUACAACAGCACAUCUAAAGAAAGGAAUGUUCACGUUAAAGAGUACCUGUCAAAGCCUGAAAUCUCAAUUGAGGUCAUCAAGAAUACAGAUGGAAAUAUUAGCGCUCGUGUAAAAUGCCAUGUGACAAAAGGUUCACCCCCCAUAAACUUUGUCCUUUUCAAAAACAAUCACAUUGUUCAUGCAGUCACCAGUGGACACAAGGAUGCCUUAUUUACACUGCCUAUUGCACUGGACCAAGACAUGGGCACAGUGUAUUGCCAAGCAAACAACGGGAAACAUCCACUGCACAGCAGAGAGCUGAACCUUAAAGUGGAUACUGAUGGACGGAUUAUAUUAUUGGACCCUCCAGAAAGAACACAGUCUGUCACAGUUCAUGAAGAUGAUGAAGAUGACGAUGAAGAGACCACAUCUGCUGUGACAGAAGUGGACAAUGCUGGUAGAUCCACUGAGUGCAUACCUAGGGAUUUGCCCACACAUGAGGGUUCUUCAACCUCAGCGCACAAUCUAAGCAGGUUGCCAGCAAAUGAGCUGUAUAAGGUCCAUCUUCAAAAACAAAUAAGAAAAAGUGACAUGGAGAUGGACCUUAUACAGCUUCAAAUGGAAGAGAAAAGGCUCCUCAUUAAAAAAGCAGCACUUGAAAUUGAAUUACUGGAGCAUCGCCUUAAGGAAAUAAAGAAAUAACCUGCCUGGCAGACCAGUGCAAAAAAAAUUAAUAAAAGUAAUUUUGACAGAUCCUGUCUCUCAAAAGUCUUCCGUUUCUGUUGGCCUCUAAAAUCUGUAGGUGUUCCUCUGGGCCAUCUUCCU